Molecule: messenger RNA, 6446 nt
Organism: Closterium sp. NIES-67
Lineage: Eukaryota; Viridiplantae; Streptophyta; Zygnematophyceae; Desmidiales; Closteriaceae
Source: the annotation of a GenBank genome assembly
UGGACGACAAGCUGCUACAGUACCUGCAGGAGAGGCGCGGGCUGCUGCGCUGGCAGCGCCUGCUAGUCAAGGUCUUUCUCAAGCUCAGGGACGACCACGAGGAGGAGCCAAUGGGCGCGGAGGAGGAGCGGCCAGGGGAGGGCAGGAUGAGGGGUAUGGGGGAGGAGGCGAACGGGAGGUGGUACCGGGAGGGCGGCAUGGGCAUGGGCAUGGGGGGUAUGAGAGGAGGGGCGGAGUCGGGGGAGGACGAGGAGGAAUCGGAGCUGAGAAUGUCGGUGAACUGGGAGAGGAGGUGGAUGAGGCGGCCUGGGAUUCAGGGUGGGGGCAAGGGGCGGGUGCUUUCAGAAGCGGAGGAAGCGGCGCUGGUGGAUGAGACGGUAGAGCGCAAGGCGAGGUACCAGUCGUUAGUGGCGGACCUAGGUGCGUGGAUCAACGUGUGCGAGUCCGAGUCCGAGUGCAACCUCCUCUGGAUGGAGACACAGGAGGUGAGGGCGCGCGUCCCAGCCCCUCCCGCUGCGGCAGCUGCCGCUGCAGCAGCAGCGGCAGACGCAGCUGCAGCCGCAGCCGCAGCAGCCACAGCUCGAAGCUCCACCACAGAGGAAGCAGAAGCAUCUACUCCUGGUACACCCCCCACCUCCUCCACUAUCAUUGGCGAUGGGUUCACGGAUCUGACCAUCCCUUGGCCUAUCGAGGAAGCCACUCCCCUGCCUCUCUCCUGCAGUGAGUUCUUGCGCUGCUUUGGCUUUGACUCCCGGUGGGCGCCGAGGGAAUUGCCUGAGGACAGGAGGAGGGAGAGGCAGAGGAGGAAGGCAGCUGCCGCUGCUGGUGGCGGUGCUGGUAUUGGGGGUGUCGGGAGCAUGGGCAGUGGGUAUGGUGCGGGUUACGGUGUGGUAGAUGGUGGUGCGUAUGGUGGUGGUGGGUACAGUACCAGAGGCGGCAGCAGCAGCCGCGGCGCGCGCAAGGGGUUGCAGAGAGGAGGCGCGGGUGCAGCGGGAGAGGAGCGUAGCCACGGGCUGUGGCUAGCCAUCGGCGAGGACGUGAGUGAGCUGCGGGCUCUCUCGCACUUCAUCAUGCGGAACAUGACGCGGGGGGAGGCGGGCACGCGCAAGCUCUUCCAAGUGCUGGAUGUGGUGGGGCUGUCUCGCGAGGACUGGCAGUGCCUGUUCCUCGUGUGGUUCCGGUCGGUCAAGGUGGAUGAUCUGCUAUCGGUGGGUCUGGAUGUGCUCAUGGACGUGAUUCACUGCAUCGGAUGGCUGCGCGAGGACGAGGACGAGGAGGAGUAUGAGGAGAUCAGCAUGCUGGAUUCCCCCGGCCCUGCUUCUGCUGCUGCUGCUGCUGCUGUGGGAGCGUCUGGCAGAAGGGGCAUGGGAGGGUCAGAGCAGGCGAGGCUGGGGGGAAGAGGAGCCCGGUCCAUUCGGAUGAACCUGCGAGACCACGUCCCUCCGGGCGGCCGCUUCCCGCUCUUCUUUGGCUGGUGCCAGGUCACCGGCGCGGUGGCCAAAGCCCUCUUCAUGGCGCGCCUCUGUGCUCAAGUAGCCAAGGAGAACCUCCAGCACAUAGCGCUGGAAAUGGUCAGAGGUGCCGCUCCCGCCGCCAGCCCCAGACGGCUGACGCGGCGCUGGACACAUGGCAUGGGCGCGGGGGCGGACAGGGGCAUGGGGGGGCAGCUAGGGGAGGUGGAUCUGGUGCAGGCGAGGAUGGAGGGCGCGACGAUGGAGAAGCGCAUGAAGCGGCUGCAGGAGGACUCGUUUGUGGAGCAGCGGGGUCUGGAGCAGUGGCUGCAGCUGGCCAAGCAGGUGGACGACGCGUGGAUGCUGGGCCGCGCCAUGCUGCAUAUCACCAAGCUGUCGGCCGCCCAUGGGAUCAUCGUCACGCGCUCGCGUGUGCCGUCCGCAGCGGAGGUGUCGUCCUUCCCUGUGCCGCUGUGGGUGGCGAAGCUGCAGUUGCUGAUAUCGCCGGCAUCUGGGGUGGUGCGGCACCUGCACAUGGCGCUGCUGCACUCUGUGAAGGAGCCGGCGUCGAGGCGAGAGGUGGGGAUGAGGCUUCUGGAAGAGGCGAAGCAGCUGGAGGCGGAGAGGAUGGGCGAGAGGAAGCGCGUUCCUGCAGUGUCGAAGCAGCCGCAGCCAAACCAGCAGCAGCAGAACUCGCAGAAGCAGCAGCAGGAGCAGUCGCAGGCACAGCAGCAGGUGGAGCAGCAGGUGCAGAAGCAUCAGGGGGAGCGGGACCAGAAGCAGCAACAGCAGCAGAAGGAGCGGCAGUUGCAUGAGCUCCGGCAGAGGGAGCAGCACGAGCAGCAGCGGCAGCAGCUGCAGCAGCAGCUGCAAGUGGAGCGGUUCAAAGGCGAGGUGAAGCGGGGGGGUAUGGGUGAGCGCGCCAAGGCACGUGCUCGCGCCAAGGAGAGGGCAAAGAGAGGAGCGAAGAUGGAGUGGGACGUGGGGACGCUGUUUGGAGAAGAGGAGGAGGAGGAGGACGGGGAGGGAGGGGAGGAGGGGAGGGAGUAUGAUGAGGGUGGGGGAGAGGGUUCGGGUGUGGGGAGAUCCGAGGAGGAGCAACGAGAAUCGGAGGCGGGAGGGGGUGGAGGAGGAGGAGGGGGAGAAGGAGGAGGGGGAGGAGGAAGAGGGGGAGGAGGAGGAGGAGGGGAAGAGCAAGAGGAGGCGGAGAAGGAAGGGGAAGCGCGAGACAGUGUCAAGGGUGUGGCUGAAGGUGGGGGUGCUCCUUGCGAAGACGAGGGGGAGAAAGAUGCAGGAGAAGAGAAGGAGGGCGAAGAGAAGGAGGGCGAGGAGAAGGAGGGCGAGGAGAAGGAGGGCGAGGAGAAGGAGAGAGUGGCUGAGCAUGGAGAGGGUAAGGAGGGAGAUAAGACGGAUGAAGGGGAGGGAUCAGGAGAAGGGGUUAAGGGGGGGGUGGAGAGUAGCAGAGGGGAGGAGGGAGCAGCAAGGGAGGGUAAGGAGCAGGCGAGUGAGGAGCAGGGAAGCAGGAGCAGUGGUGGCAGGGGACUGAGUGAUGGUGAGUGGGUGGAGGGAGAGGGAGGGUCUGUGCAGGGGAGCGAGCAGCAGGGGAGCGAGCAGCAGGGGAGCGAGCAGCAGGGGAGCGAGCAGCAGGGGAGCGAGCAGCAGGGGAGCGAGCAGCAGGGGAGCGAGCAGCAAGGGAGCGAGCAGCAUAGAAGCCUGUCGUUUGGGAGUGAGGGCGAGUGGCGGGCCAACCACGAGGGGAGAACGUCCAUUGGGCGAGGGUCAGUACGCAGCUCGGGGGGAGGAGAGAGGGACCGCGACAGUGAGAAGAGCAGCGAGAGGGACAGCGAGCGAGAGGGAAAGGAGUGCGAGAGAGGACCUGGAGGAGCGGGAGCAAGCGGGGAGGGGAAAUGGCUGGAAGGGGAGCGGGGCGCGGAGAGGGACGGUGGGGUGGCGAUACUCCCCCGGCCUUCGUCGCUGCGAGGAAAACUCGACAUUGUAGAGUUCAAGGGAAGCAGCAUGCUGCGGGCGAGGAAGCUCCUGCAUAGGGAGGCGAGGGAGAGCGGUGUUCAUCCCAGCGGCAGCAGCAGUACCAGCAGCAGUGCUGCGGCGCUUUUGUCGUCGACGAUUGGGGAGUUGGUGCAGGACGGGCGUGAGGUGGAUAGUGUGGGCGAGAUGCCAUCCACUCCCAGCAACGACAGCCGGUCCGAGCGAUCGUCAGAGCGGCACGAGGCAGGGGAUAGGGGCGACAGGGAGCGGGAGAGGGAACGGGAGCGGGAGCGGGAACGGGAGCGGGAGAGGGAGUUAGAGAGGGAAAGGGAGAGGGAGAGGGAGAGGGAAAUGGAGGUGGAACGAGAGAGGGAGAGGGAGAGGAUGGAGGUUGAGGGGCAGAGGAGGACAAGUAUUGACGGACCACCUGCACCACUGGACCCCCCUCCUCCUCCGCCGCCUCUGCCCCCUCCGCCUAUGAUGCUGGAAGAGGAGAGGCGGCGGAACAUGGCCUUGGGGAUGGGCGUGGGGGGCAUGGGGGGCAUGGGCAUGGGUAUGGAGAUGGGACAUGCAGGCAUGGGGAUGGGGGGUGCAGGCAUGGGGCCUGAUGGCAUGGGACCCAUGGGGGGACCAUAUGGGCCCGAGGAGCGGUUUGACGUGCGUGCGCGAGGGGAAUUCGCGCGAGGGGGGUACGAGACGUAUGAGGAGCAGGAGCAGUGGUACGAGAUAGCAGAGAUGGAGGCAGAGAGGGAGCGCGCGAGGGAGCGAGAGAUGGAGCUCGAGCGGGAGAGGGAGAGGGAGAGGGAGCGCGAGUGGGAGAGGGAGCGGGAGAGGGAGAUGGAGCGGCACAUGGAGAUGGCGCGGGAGAGGGAGCGCGAGAUGCUGGAGGCGCAGGAGGCAGCGAGAGCAGCAGAGGAGUCGAUCGAAGCCCAGGCAGUGGCAGAGGCAGUGGAGCUGCUAAAAGAACUGCUCGUGCGCUUCCCAGUGACCUGCAACAUGGACAUCCUUGCUGCUCACCGCUCCCUCGAGCUCUGCCGCCAGUGGACACAGAUGGUUCCUCUCGACCGCACUGCACCGCUCCCAGCCACCGGGCCGGGGGGAAUGCCGCUCAGCCUGGUGGUUUCGAACCCUGUGCGGGGCUUUGAAGUGGAUAUGAACGACCUGCUGUAUUUCACGUACGAGCACGCGUCUACGCUGUCCACAGUGGCGCUCAAGGGCGGCGUGGUGUGCGGCAUGUGGGCGCCCAUGAUCGGCCCCCGGGCUGCUGCUGCGGUGACGCUGCUGCAGAAGCUGAGGCGCGCGCCCACGGACGAGGAGAGCGAGAAGGCCAACGGCCUUGGUGGGGCAUCAGUGUCGGAGGCAGCCGGCGCAGUGGGAGCAUACGAGCAGCUGCUGGUCCUUCUCUUUGACUGCUCUCUCCUCUCCGAGCUCGGCGAGAACAUGGACCGCGGCAGCCGUGAGACUGACGCGUUCAUAGCGGCGCGCGACGCCACGUGCCGGGAUGCCAUCUCGGAGUUUAGGCGCUCGGCCCCAGCCAGCGACCGCGUGCACGCGUACAUGCUGCUGCUGCGCGUUGUGGGCAUUGCACUCGCGCUGAAUGUGGACUAUGUGCCGCUCGGGAGCAUGUUCCCCCCGAGCCUGCUUGGCAGCUUCCCGAUCCUGCGGCCAGAGCCGCUAUCGGAGGCGGAGGCGACAGUGGACAGCAAGCGCAUGGAGGCGCGGCUGCAGUUCCUGCUCGCCAUGAUCCUCGCCCAGCACCGCCAGGCCGCCGCUGCCACUGCGGCCGCUGCUGCCGCUGCCAGUACGCCCCGCCACGCCCUCCUCACUCCUGCUGAAUCCACUGCUGCAGCUGCUGCUGGUGCCGCUGGUGCUGCUCCUGGUGCUCCUGCUGCUACUGCUGGUGGUGAUGGUGUUGGUGCUGGCGCUGCGGGUGGUGCUGUGCCGAUGGCUCUUUCUGCUCUGGGUCAUGAGCCGGGCUCUUCAGGCAUGGGCAUGGGCAUGGGGCCAGGCAUGGGUGAAGCAAUGGCCAUGGGGGGAAUGGGCAUGGGUGGCAUGGGCAUGGGGCCUGGAAUGGGGAUGGGUGGCAUGGGUCAAGGUAUGGACAUGAUGGGUAUGGGUGCUGGUAUGGCCAUGCACCAAGGUAUGUACAUGGGUCAAGGUAUGCAUAUGGGCCCGGGCAUGCACAUGGGAAUGGGUCCGGGUAUGCACAUGGGCAUGGGUGCUGGUAUGCCCAUGGGUGCAGACAUGACUAUGGGGAUGAAUCCGGCCAUGGCCAUGCAUAUGGGUGCUGGUAUGCAUAUGGGCAUGGCCGGAAUGCCUCCUGGGAUGGGCUAUCCUGUGGGAGGCAUGGGUGACAUGGGCAUGAAUAUGCACAUGGGCAUGGGUAACAUGGGGAUGGGGCAUAUGGGCAUGGGGGCAAUGGGUAGCCUGGGGGGCAUGGGGGGCAUGGGGAGCAUGGGGAGCAUGACUGGUAUGGAUGGUGGCGGGAUGUCCCCUGCAGCACCAGCUCCCCCUGCGCCUGCUCCUCCCAAGGCGCAUGUGCAUCGGCUGCGUGUGUACGAGGCGCGGUACCGGGCGGCGUCCGCCUUUGCCCUGGCCAACGACCUGGGCGUGCCGCAUGACGAGCUGCGCCGCCGCCAGGUGGCACUCAAGUACCUCAAGCAAUAGCACCAUGCUCAUGCAUAUGCACAUGCACAUGCCCAUGCACAUGCAGCGGUGGUUGUGACGGGACUGGUGCUUUGGUCUCCAGACUCCUGCUGCUGCUGCUGCUGCUGCUGCUGCUGCUGCUGCUGCUGCUGCUGUGGUGCUCUAUGCGUGCGUGUGCAUCUACGAAACUCAUGAUACCUAUGCCUCGGUUUUGGUGGGCGAUUGCCUUGGACAUAACGACACACAGCAUGGUUUUAGGAAUGCAUGCAUGCUUCUACUACCUAUGGAAGCGUUAGUGCAGUACACAGGAGUGUGAAAAAACUGCAAAUUUUAGCGCAGUGGGUGUAAUCUUGACCUUCCCAA